This is a messenger RNA of Dreissena polymorpha, 1151 nucleotides long. Its product is annotated as kielin/chordin-like protein. Gene Ontology annotation, cellular component: extracellular region. Gene Ontology annotation, molecular function: peptidase inhibitor activity. The record is from RefSeq and is a predicted model, not a curated record. The transcript is spliced from 8 exons. NCBI's taxonomy places the organism in Eukaryota, Metazoa, Mollusca, Bivalvia, Myida, Dreissenidae. Bases 4 to 1047 code for a protein of 347 amino acids.
ACGAUGUUUCCAACAGUAACGACACUGCUAAUUGCAGCGUUCUUUGAGUCUGCAUUCUGCGGGAUCCCACGUUCUCAUACAGUUCCCUAUUAUUGCGCCAGUGUUAAAUGUCCACGGCUCUACUGUAAUGCUCAAAUUACGCCUCCGGGAAAAUGCUGCCCCGAAUGCACCGCAGUUCCUGAUCCAUGUGCCGGGAUAGGUGGGUGUCUUGCAAUCUGGUGCGAGGGUCAGUAUACGCCCCCAGGGGAAUGCUGCCCCGUGUGUCCUUGCUAUUAUAAGGGGAGUGUGUACAAAAGUGGCGAUCACUUCAUGGACGAUUGUAACAACUGUACAUGCGGCUUUAGCGGAGACGUUGCCUGUACCGAGAAAGCAUGUGGUGGCUCUGGUUCGUCGUGCACAUACAAAGGCAACCGAUAUAACAAUGGCGCCGUUUUCAAAGAUGAUUGCCAGACAUGCCUCUGCCUAUUCGGAACAGUGUCUUGCAGCGGAAAUGUCUGCCAAGACGAGAAACCUGGUCAAUGUCCUCCAAACGACCCAAACGCCACCACCAUAUGCCCAGUACAAUGUCAAGGUGACAAUACUUGUCCCGGAAACCAGAAAUGCUGUCAAUACGGAUGUAUGAUUUCAUGCACCGAUCCUGUUUUCUUCGGUCCCUGCUCCGUCAAGCUUGCUGAAUGGGAGGCCCAAUACGACGCCGCCAACGGGAGGCCUCUGGGACUUGAGCGUCCUCGUUGUGACUCCAGGGGCGACUUCAUGGGGAUGCAGUACCGUGGCUCCCAAGCUUUCUGUGUUGCUCCCGACGGCACUGAGAUUGCCGGUUUCAAGGUAAACAGGUGGGAGGCCGUCGAUAUGGACUGCAAGUGCGCACGUGACAUGUACGCCUACCAGCAAAGUGGCGCAAUUGGUCGGAUGUUCUCUUGUGAUCGCUUUGGAAACUACUCCCCCGUCGGAUGCACGGGUUCGGUAUGCUAUUGUCAAGAUCGCAGGGGAAACAGAAUUGGGGACACCACGGUCAAUAUCGGAGAUUCGGACAGUCUCAAUUGCUAGAGAAUCGUCAUUUACCGGAACGCAGUUAAUUCCUAUUCCGACGACUAAACGAAUACAUGUUGUGAUUAUAUGCAAUAUGAAUAAAUAAAACACAGCAAUUGAAA